This is a messenger RNA of Fimicolochytrium jonesii, 2192 nucleotides long. RefSeq lists its product as uncharacterized. The coding region runs from base 10 to 1800 and encodes 596 amino acids. The transcript has a single exon. Lineage: Eukaryota; Fungi; Chytridiomycota; Chytridiomycetes; Spizellomycetales; Powellomycetaceae. The record is from RefSeq and is a predicted model, not a curated record.
CCGCCUGUGAUGGGUGGGGGACCGCCGCCUCCACCUCCUCCGCCACCUGUUAUGGGUGGUGGACCGCCGCCUCCACCUCCUCCGCCACCUGUUAUGGGUGGUGGACCACCGCCUCCACCACCACCCCCUCCUAUGGGAGGGCCCGGAGGCCCUCCACCUCCACCGCCCCCUCCACCCAUGGGAGGUCCACCCCCGCCACCCCCACCACCCGGCAGCCUCCCUCCCGCCCCAGCCGCGCCAGCACCAGCCCCGGCAGCCCCGGGCGACAGCUCCGCCUUCCUGGCCGAGCUCCGGGACCCCAACCGCCGCAAAAAGCUCCGCAAAGUGGCACACACGCCCGCCGCGCGCCCUUCCUCAACCCCUACGGCCGCAACAACCGAAGCCAACGAGGAAAAAGAGAAAGAAGCCCGUAAACUCCAGGAAGAGUCUGAACGGCAGGAGUUGUUCAUCGAGCUGCUCGGGUACAUGGAAGCGCCGAACGGCAACAUCGAAGAGCUCUGCGACAAAGCCAAGACGCAGACGAACCUCGUCCGGAGUUUCGCGUUCACGCUCAUGCGCAAGGGGUGGGUGGUCGGGUACCGCGUCACGGACAACUUACCGGAGGUUGCCGAGAAGGGGAAGAAGGCGACGCCCCGGGUGCCGGUGAAGGUGUGGCUUGGCCGGGAGGUGAUGACGUGUAUUGAGCUUGCGGACCUGACUGAGGCGGAGUUGAUGGCCAAACUGGGCAAGACCACCCCCAACGACUCGGACGACCCCGCGGCCGACGCGAAGGUCAUCGUCAAACGCAAAGGCGAGGUCGGCCGGAUCUACAUGUACCGCCUGGACGAAAAGAGCAAACAGCAUGUGGUGGAUGAGAUUGCGCUUGUGGCGACCAAGACGUUCCCGAAGCGAACGAAGCCGUUCGAUGACCCCGAACCGCCGCAGGACGCGAGCUUGGAGAAUCGGAAUAGGUGGGAGAAGUGGAAUGAGAAGAAACUGGCGUAUUUUCAGAGUGAUUGGCCGCAGUUUGAGUUGAUCUAUAAUAAGUUGGUGAGUGUUUUUUUUUUGGCUUCAUUUUCGUUUGAGGUGGUGAUUGAUGAGGGGGUGGGAUGUCGAUUUUCUGAUUUUUCUGUGAUCUCGCGCGGGCAGAUGGCCACCUCACUGAUAGUGCAAAGCACGCACCACCAACUCCAACAAACGCUCUCCGAGAUGCGCGCCAUGGGCGAAGCCAUGCACACCACCUUCAGCGGCUUCACGGUUCCGCAACUCCGCCGCGUCGUCGAGUCGAUCCCGGGGCGGAUCAAAGACAUUGCCAAGAAGCUGCAGAAGCAGACGGGGAUCAUCAUCCGCGACGAGAGUCUGAAGCUCACGCCCGAGUUCCUGAAGCUCAUGAACAUGAACACGAAUGCUGCCGGGAAGAAGACCAGCCCGGAUUUGAAAGCGGUCGUGCACAACGCCGAUGUGCCGGUGGCGGUCCCGUUACCCCCCGCGGUAGCUGUCGCGGCCGCCGCGGAGACCCAAGUCGCCCACGCUGCAGAAGCUUCCACGCCACCGGAGUCCAUCACCACCCCGGUCUCACCCACUACAGUCACCGCCUCACCCGCCCCCGUCCCACGCAUCAACUCCUCCCCCGCCGUCGUGACACCGACCUCACCGACGACACCGCCCCCGACCCCGUUGACGGAGCCCACGCUUGGCGCCGGCGGGAGCAUGAUCACCCUCGGCGGGGUGCCGUUCGAUGUGCUCCUGCCGCUGCUGAAGAAGAGCUUCAAUGCCAAGGAGUUGAAGGAGGAGAAGUUGGCGAGGAGGUUGACCAUGUAGGGGGGGUUUGUACACACACAAUGGGGGGAUCGAGUGUAGAUAGCCCUGCGAGCAUUUGUAGAUGUAGCAUCUUGUCAUCCCACCUGUAGGUGUACUUAUACUCCCACCCCCCCUAUUCUUCUGCGCCCCGUUUCCGCAUACAGCCACCCCAUCACCAACCCCUGCAAUGUACACGAUCGAUGCCGCUUUAGGUUUACUUGCAACUUUUUGUGCUGUUUUUUUUUUCAGUUUGUCGCCUAACCUUUUGGUGUAUAUACAGAAAAAGAUAUAUGGGGAUCCGGGGGACUGUUCCCCGUAAUUGUUUACAUUCCCGAGAUCGAAAAAGUUGUGGGGGGGAUUUGAAAAUACCAACAAGCACACAUUUGUGAGCUGAGAAGGGAUUUGAGUGUAGC